AAUCUAUUUUUAUUUGUCUUAUUUGAUAAAAAAAUUUCUGAGAAACUGAGUUUUGGGGUUUUAUUAGCCCAAAACAAGCACAAAACUCAAGGAAUGAACCAAUUAACCUAGUUUGAACAGUGUUGUUUUUUUUUUAAUUGCUUAAACUUACACAAAAAUGUAAAGAAAAAAAUUUCAGAGCCAAGGAAAUAGUGUUCCUCAAAAGCUUCUUCUAACUAUGGGUGCUUUAUUUAUUUAAAGUUGGCAUUUAUUAAAAAUGUAUUGCAGGCCUGCUUUCUGGAGAGCAAAGCUGGGACAGAGUCAUGCUGAUUAGGAUCUACAGAGUCUGAUAAAUAUCAAAGCAGAAAAAGACAAAGACAUUUCAAACUCUUAGAUAAGUAUCCGAGGUUUAAAAAAAAACUAACUUGAUGUACAGUCUGAGGAAUGCAUAGUAUGCAAGAGCUGCUUUCUUCGUUUAUUUCUUUUUUUCUCUGCGAGCUCGACUUACAUUAAGUGAUGUGGCCCAUGAUUGGUUCCUCGGGAUUCUGAGGGAGUGAACCCUCUGUAUCUAUACCAUAUCUUUGAUGCCAAACGUACCAUCACAGGGCCUGACUAUUUUAAGAUCACAGUCCACAGUCUGCGUCCCUCACGGAUUUACAGAACAGCAACAACACUCCUGUUGUUAGUACCAAACUGGACGCUUUUCAAACUGAGGACAUGAUUUAGAGACGUUUAGCUACACCUGCGAACAUGUUGUUCAGAUUCGGUGUCAUUCUGACUCCGGAGUCCUCGGACGUGGAGGUUUUAGUUCUGGGUUCGCGUGAGGAAAUGGGUCACUGGGACCCGAACGGGGCGGUUCGGAUGAAGGCUUCGCAGAAGCUGCCGUCACCAGAUGAACCGUGUCUGUGGACGGGCGAAGUGGAGCUGGCCGAGCCGUUCAAAGACUCUCUGUGGUUCAAGUUUAUCAAAAAGGCCCGGGACACCUUUAUCUGGGAAGGUAGCGGACCAAGUCAUGACAGGCAUUGUUUAUAUGAUGAGAGAAAUGUGGUGAACGGAGUGUACUGCCACCCCAUUGGUCACUGGAUAGAGGAAACGGGACACACUGAUGAGAUGAAGCACACCACCAAUUUCUACUUUAAGGUUGCAGGUCAGAAGGCCAUACAUUUCUCCAGAGUUCUGCCACGUGUCUGGCUGGGAAGCUGCCCUCGACAGGUGGAGCACGUGACCAUAAAGAUGAAGCACGAACUGGGCAUCACCGCCGUGGUGAACUUCCAGACAGAGUGGGACGUAGUGAACAACUCCAGCGGAUGCAGACGUAACCACGAGGAAGCCAUGAGCCCCGAUGCCUUAAUGCAUUUGUACAAAGACUGUGGCAUUGUGUAUGUGUGGCUACCAACACCUGACAUGAGCACAGAGGGUCGGAUCAGGAUGCUUCCCCAGGCUGUAUUCCUGCUCCACGGACUCCUGGAAAAUGGCCACAGCGUGUACGUCCACUGCAACGCCGGAGUCGGCAGGUCCACGGCGGCUGUAUGCGGCCUUCUCAUGUACAUCCUCGGCUGGAGCCUCAGGAGGGUGCAGUACUUUGUCGCCUCAAGGCGGCCAGCGGUCUACAUAGACGAAGAAGCUUUAGUCCAGGCUCAGCAGGACUUCACCCAGAAGUUUGGUCAGCUGCGAUCAUCAAUCUCUUACCCAGAAACGUGACAGCUGAGAAAGAGGAUUGUAGAGCCAUAUGGCGGUGCUACUCCUUGCCAGAGACACACAUCCAUCCUCAAAUCCAAUAAAUCAAGAAGGACUUUACCUCCCUCCCAGAGGUAUCUGCCUUCCAGACAUCAAGGAGUACAGUUGUCUCUCACAGUGCUUAUUUGGAGCAUUUCCUCCUUCAUGUUUCCGUCAGAAGCCAUCCUCAGAAAAACAACAACAUCACUUUCAAGUCAUAUUGAUAUAAUAUAAUCCAUUAAGAGGGCAAGCUUUCCUUUUUGAACACCACAAACUCUCACUUUGACUUUUUGAAAGACAGAGUCUUGUCAUUCUUCUCUGAUUAAAAAAAAAAAAAAAAACUGAGUUACUUUGAAGGCUAAGAAACUUUUUCCUGAAGCAAAAAUCUUUACCGUUACUUUUCAGUGACUUACUGAGCUAGAUGUCAUUUGGGAUGUGUGGGUGGAUAGAGCUGUGCUCCUGUGUUACUGAGGUGAAUCAGUCAAGUUUUAUUCUAAUGUGUGACAUAAAGAGAAACUCAUAUGGAAUAAACAAAAAAUAAUAAUGGAGAA
This is a messenger RNA of Poecilia latipinna (sailfin molly), 2246 nucleotides long. It is a transcript of the gene epm2a, whose product is annotated as EPM2A glucan phosphatase, laforin. Gene Ontology annotation, cellular component: cytoplasm; nucleus. Gene Ontology annotation, molecular function: protein tyrosine phosphatase activity; carbohydrate phosphatase activity; starch binding. Bases 730 to 1680 code for a protein of 316 amino acids. Gene Ontology annotation, biological process: protein dephosphorylation. The record is from RefSeq and is a predicted model, not a curated record. The transcript has 5 exons. Lineage: Eukaryota; Metazoa; Chordata; Actinopteri; Cyprinodontiformes; Poeciliidae.